AUGAGUUCUCAUUCUCAAGGGCGUGAAAACCGAAAAGCAGCCAGAAACAGCACCAGACCACAGCAGGAAGCAUCCCAAAUGAAUGUGCCCAGUUCGCAUAGUGGGCAAACAUUUGCGGACGAUGACUCGAUCGAUUUGACGGCUCUUGGGGCGCAGGAUGUAUCCGGCACUGGGACGGUCACAAGGUUGGCCUCCACCAUCAGAAAGAACCAGCAGCACAUUAGCAGAAGCCGAAAUCCUAGCAGAAACAACAGUAUCGACACAGAGGAGCCAGCGAUUCGCCUCCCAACAUCAUUGUAUGAAUCCCAUCAAACUGGGGCUUCAGAUGACACUGUGCCGUCACUAUUUGGGUCCUCUCAGCGAGCGGAUGCCGCGGUACCAACCCUGGAGGCUACCGCGGCGCCAGAUAUGGAUGAGGAAAUAGAACGCGCCCGUUGA
Molecule: messenger RNA, 438 nt
Organism: Cylindrotheca closterium
Lineage: Eukaryota; Bacillariophyta; Bacillariophyceae; Bacillariales; Bacillariaceae
Source: the annotation of a GenBank genome assembly